ACUCUCAUAUUAAUUCUCCCUAGGGGGGAGAGAGAGAGAGUAGUCCCUGCAACAAAAAACUGUACAGAAAUGGGCAGAAGUCCUCGGUGUUCGAAGGAUGGAUUAAACAAAGGAGCAUGGACUGCUCUUGAAGACGAAAUGCUCAUGGAUUAUGUUAAGAGCCAUGGCGAAGGGAAAUGGAGUAAUCUUGCCAAAGAAACAGGGCUCAAGAGAUGUGGCAAGAGCUGCAGGCUUCGUUGGAUGAAUUACCUGAGACCAGAUAUAAAGAGGGGGAACAUUGCUGAAGAUGAAGAAGAAUUAAUCAUCAGGCUACACAAGCUCUUGGGCAACAGAUGGUCUCUAAUAGCAGGGCGACUUCCCGGAAGAACAGAUAAUGAAAUUAAGAAUUACUGGAACUCCUAUUUAGCCAAGAAGUCAAAGGAUCAGUUCCCAUUAGCCAAGCCUACAGCUGAAAAAAAGCCAAUGAAUAUUGGACUUCACGGUGACAACAAGGUGGCAGUGGAACCAUCGACGUCGGACAAUAAGUUGGUUAAGAUUAACAAGUCCUCACCAUCAGAAUCAAGUGCCGGGUCACCGCUAUCGACGACCAGGGAAAAGAAAACGGCGGACUUCAUGUUGGACUUGAGCUCAGAGGGUUUAUGCAGAAUGCUUGACUUCGAUUUUGCAAAACUCAGUGAUGUUGAUCAUGAGAUAAACGAGUUGAAUCAGCCUCUUCUAUUGUCGGAGGGAAUGGAAAACAAUCACUCCGGCAGUGACUUAUGCGGUCAAGCUAAUAACAUGGCUUCGGAUUUUCGAUCAUUGUUUCUAGAAUCAGAUGAUGGUUGGUUAGGAGUUAAUAUAGAUAUUCUAUUCUCGGACUGACUAAGUUGGUUAUGUUGAGGAAGACAAGAUACCCGGACAUAAUAUCCGGGCAUUCCUUGACAAAAUAUAUUGUAUUUGCUUUGUUUCCAUUUGUAUUGCUCUGUUUCCGUUAGUAUUUGAAUUGCCCAGAAUAAUCUAGCGUAAUUGUAGGAAAUCACCUUGUAUAAAGAUGUAUCUUCUCAGUCAAUGAAUAAUUAUUCCAGGAAAACAA
Molecule: messenger RNA, 1072 nt
Organism: Alnus glutinosa
Lineage: Eukaryota; Viridiplantae; Streptophyta; Magnoliopsida; Fagales; Betulaceae
Product: transcription factor MYB1-like
Exons: 3
Coding region: 70-861 (263 amino acids)
Source: RefSeq, a predicted model, not a curated record